Ambispora leptoticha is the source of this 759-nucleotide messenger RNA. The record is from the annotation of a GenBank genome assembly. Lineage: Eukaryota; Fungi; Glomeromycota; Glomeromycetes; Archaeosporales; Ambisporaceae.
AUGGCACGCGGACCGAGAAAACACUUGAAGCGAAUCAAUGCUCCAAGCCAUUGGAUGCUUGACAAACUUACUGGAACUUAUGCACCAAGACCUUCUCCCGGUCCCCAUAAACUUCGUGAGUGCUUGCCCCUCACUAUCUUUUUGAGAAAUCGUCUCAAGUAUGCACUUACUGGCAAGGAGGUGCAAAGUAUUCUUAUGCAACGUCUUGUGAAGGUCGAUGGUAAAGUGCGGACGGACACAAAAUUUCCAGCCGGAUUUAUGGAUGUAAUCUCAAUUGAGAAAACCGGUGAAAACUUUCGUUUAAUCUACGACACUAAGGGACGUUUCACCAUUCACAGGAUCACCGCUGAAGAAGCAAAGUACAAAUUAUGUAAAGUGAAAAAAAUGCAAGUUGGUGCUAAGGGAAUCCCAUUUAUUGUCACACAUGACGGACGUACUAUUCGUUAUCCGGAUCCGCUGAUUAAAGUUAACGACACGAUCAAAUUCGACAUUGAAACUAAUAAGCCUACCGAAUUCAUUAAGUUUGAAGUGGGAAAUGUCGCGAUGAUAACGGGCGGUCGUAAUAUGGGGCGUGUUGGAAUUAUAACGCAUCGAGAAAAACAUAUCGGAGGUUAUAAUAUUGUCCAUGUAAAAGACUCUCAAGAAAGACAAUUUGCCACGCGUCUUAACAAUGUUUUUGUUAUUGGUGAAGGUGCGAAACCAUUUAUAUCAUUGCCUAAAGGCAAAGGUGUCAAAGUGAGUAUUAUUUUUAUAAAGUAA